GCGGGGAUCCCAGUCGGGCGGGGGAGGCGUCCUCAGUGGCGGUUCCUGAAGGGGCGGGCCUUCUCCGGGAAGAUGCCGUCCGCCUUCUCAGUCGACACCUUCCCCGUUAGCAUUCCCGCCGUCAUCACGCAGACAGACUGGACUGAACCGUGGCUGAUAGGACUCGUUGUCUUCCACGUCCUCUGCUUGCUCCUCACUUGUUUCUCCUUCCAAAGGUAUAAAGUACAGAUUGGACAUUUCCUAUGCCUAGUAAUUUUAGUCUAUUGUGCUGAAUAUAUUAAUGAAGUGGCUGCAAUGAACUGGAGGUUAUUUUCAAAAUACCAGUAUUUUGAUUCGAGGGGAAUGUUCAUUUCUCUAGUAUUUUCAACACCACUGUUGUUCAAUGCCAUGAUCAUUGUGAUUCUGUGGGUACAAAAGACUGUAAAUGCAAUGACCGACCUGAAGGCUUCACAAGAGAAAAGAAAGGGGAAGAAACGAAGAAGGAAGAAAUGACGUCACGACAGUUACUGUCAAUCCUCACGUUGGGUGUUUCUCCACCGUCACUCCCAACACUGAAGUGCACCUUGUCGGGCCCCUUCUUAGCAACUGAUCCACAGUUUGAAAAAAUGGUAGAUUCUUUUAUUGUAAUAUCUACGGUAAUAGAACACACACUGAAGUUGGUUUUUAAAGCCAACGCUCACCUGAUAAUCAGUAACGAGGUUCGUUAAACCUAGAUCUGUAUUUAGAAUGUUUGAAGUGUUUCUAAUUAAACUAUAUAGUCUGCGCAGAGCCCUUCAUUGCUUGCUAAGUAGUUCACAUCAUUUAUGUAAUUAGUACAUAUUAAUUAUAACAUCUUAAAUCAGUAUAAAAGUGUUAAGCGUAAAUAAUAAAUGAUGACUUUUUUUUUUUAAUUGUGCUUUAGGUGAAAGUGUCAAGCUAAGUUCAUUUCUCAUAUCACAGUUUAUACACAUACUGUUACGUAACAUUAGCUGCAGUCCCUGCAACGUGACUGCACAGUCCCGCUUUCCACCCUGGGUUUCUUGUGUCUGUUCAACCAGCUCCUUUCCCUUCCUGCCUUCUCAUCCUGCCUCCGGACAGCACCCAUUUGGUUUUGUGUAUCUGC
Trichechus manatus latirostris (Florida manatee) is the source of this 1102-nucleotide messenger RNA. RefSeq names its product transmembrane protein 18 (gene TMEM18). Lineage: Eukaryota; Metazoa; Chordata; Mammalia; Sirenia; Trichechidae. The coding region runs from base 73 to 492 and encodes 139 amino acids. The transcript has 5 exons. Gene Ontology annotation, cellular component: nuclear membrane. The record is from RefSeq and is a predicted model, not a curated record.